Molecule: messenger RNA, 2191 nt
Organism: Mya arenaria
Lineage: Eukaryota; Metazoa; Mollusca; Bivalvia; Myida; Myidae
Exons: 1
Coding region: 1-1653 (550 amino acids)
Molecular function (GO): nucleic acid binding; zinc ion binding
Source: RefSeq, a predicted model, not a curated record
AUGGCCAGUAAUAAAGUGCUUGUAAACUUCUUGUCUGUUGAAGACUUGCAGACAAUUCCAAAUAUUUGCCAAAGGUUAGCAUCUACUAUUGUGGAUUUGCGUGAGCAUUAUGGCAAUCUCACACCAGAAAGUUUGCAGACAAUGCUUCGGCAUAAACUGCCGGACACUGUCAUGCAAGAGUUGGAUUUCACCCCAAACAGAGACUUGGUCGGCAACACCUGCCCACCUCCUCUAGGUGUACAAACAUCCCAUACCACCCCUCUUGUUUCAAAGAUUGAGACAGAGGUUGACGGGUUUGAGACCUUGGUUGCCUCUGCACAAAAGCAGUUGAAUGACCGCAUUGAUCAACUUACAUCAAUGCUACCUAGUGUCCCACAGCACUAUAAAUCUGAUCAUGUAUUGCCACGCCCCAGUGUUAACAAUCAGACAAAUGCCCCUGUUCCAAUGGCCCACCACUAUAUGCCAACACCACAACAGCUGAAACCCCAGUACCCCGUUCAACAAAGGUUGGACCUGGGUAGACUGCGAGAAAGCGACAGUGACGAGGAUGUCCAGUCAGCGUCUGGUAUCCCUCGCUCAUACAGUACCCGACAGAAAAAGGUACGUAUGCAUAAAAGCAGUCGGUUACCUCACUCCAAACUCCUGUCCCUUCACCGUCUUGAUUCAUCUACUGAUGAGUCCGACACUAGACAAGCCCCAAUGAUAAAGAGUGAGCAAGUCAAGUUACACUCCUCCUUACCUGAUAAGGACCAUAUUUCGCAAAAACAUGCGGAAUACCCCCAAGAGGUAGUACAGGCGUCCCCUCAUGGCCACUCUGUGCGCAAGGGUAGUCAUGCAUUGAAGGAUAUACCUAAAUCUCUGGUAUAUGAUGGUAAAUCGAGCUGGCAUUCAUUCGAAAUGAAGUUUCAGCAGUGUGCACAGUCAUUUGGCUGGAGUACAGAUGAUUGUAAACUCUGUUUAUUACAUUGUUUGUCAGGGAAGGCACUCGACAAAUGUGCUCGAUUGCUUCAAUGCAGUCCAAAAAUGCCUUACCGUUCUUUAUUGAGCAAACUUAAGGAGCGGUUCGGCUCAGAGUUUCCCGCCUCUGCGCAAGCCAAGUUCGCUGACGCUUCCCAGGAAAAAGGUGAGUGUAUCGAAGACUGGGCAGAUAGGGUACAAGAGUUAGCGGCUGAAGCUUUCCGGUCACUGCCGGAGACCUUCACAAACCAGCAGGCGAUAGACCGCUUCUGUCAAGGCCUGCAAGAUCGAGAAGCUGGUCAUAGCACCUUCAUGCGUAAGUAUACAACCAUUGAAGAGGCCAUGAAUAACAUCAGGUUGUUUCAGCAUUCCAAGAGUGCUAUGGGCAAGAAAAAAUCUAUUCAUAAAGCAGUAGAUUAUGACGAAGAUGUAGCAAAUGUCUACGCCGUUCAGAAUCCUUCUGGACCUGCGUUAGACAUGAGCGUUCUCAAGAGAGAACUACAGAGUCUGCGAGAAGAGGUGAAGCGGCUUGGAGAAGCUAGGCCCACUCAACCGCGUAGCAGACAGCAGCGUUUCAACCGUCCGCGAGGUACGUAUGGCUGUUACAUUUGUGAUAGUAAUUCGCACUUGAUCGCUGAAUGUCCCCACAAGAAGGACUUUAAGGCGUUUGUUUUAAACGCAAAAGGGUCAGGAUAGGGAGCCAAUCCUUGACCCAAGAAUACUCCGGCUCAAACCCAGAACAGCGAAACGAGGUAUGUAGCAAACUUGUUUCUAAUGAGACCGUACCAUCCAAUUCACUACCAGACGCCCCGUCUGCAGUCAUUGUUUCAUUAAAUGAGACCACAAAUGACAUACAGUCAGAAGAACAAGGCGAAACACCUUCUCCUUGUUUGACACCAGGUACUCUGCCAGCUGAUGGUACAGUACUUGCCCCUCCUGUCAAGGUUUGUUUGUUGAAAUCCAUAUCAGCAUUAGCAAAACCGGUAUGCGAGUUUGUUCUGAAUUGCGACGUGUCGGACAAUGUUGUCAGUGCGAAGCUCUUGCAAAUUCAGAAUGGUACAGAACAUGUCAUUGCCUAUGGCAGUUACAUCCUAACGGAAGAAGAGCAGAAAUACUGCACUACGAGAAAAGAGCUGUUAGCAGUUGUAAGAUUUACUCGGCAGUAUAGACAUUAUUUGCUUGGAAGACCUUUUAAGGUCCGGACCGACCACUCAAGUUUGACUUGGUUGUUGAA